UUCGAUUGUGUGUUUUCUAUAUUUCAAUACUUUAUAGUAGAGAUGGCACGUACAAAACAGACCGCUCGUAAGUCAACUGGUGGUAAGGCUCCGAGGAAGCAGUUGGCAACCAAGGCAGCUCGUAAGAGUGCACCUGCUACCGGAGGAGUCAAGAAACCGCAUCGUUACAGGCCAGGAACCGUUGCUCUGCGAGAGAUCCGUCGUUACCAGAAGAGCACCGAGCUGCUUAUCCGCAAGCUGCCCUUCCAACGUCUCGUACGCGAGAUUGCACAAGAUUUCAAGACUGAUCUCCGCUUCCAGAGCUCCGCCGUUAUGGCUCUCCAAGAAGCUAGCGAGGCUUACCUCGUUGGUCUCUUUGAGGAUACCAACCUGUGCGCCAUCCACGCAAAGAGGGUAACAAUCAUGCCCAAGGACAUCCAGCUGGCUCGCCGUAUCCGUGGCGAACGCGCCUAAUCAAGACCGUUGCUGUCAAGUUGAACCCACCGGCCCUUUUCAGGGCCACCACAUCUUUCCAGAAAUGAUCGCUACUUUUUGCAAUAAAUGGACGUUGUCCAUUCCCUAAGAGCACCGUAGACAAUGCAGACAUGCCAACCAUUACGAUUUGGGCGUAAUUAUUACGAUUUUGGUGUAUUAAUUACGCCUAAGUCAUCCAUUAUUACGACUUUUAGUAAAUUUCAAUAAAUUUUUCAAAAUUAAAAAAUUUUUAAAUUUAAAAUUAAGCACAAGGACACUCAGCUGCUUGGUUACCCGUAAAGUGAGAAUGAGAGCCAUGGGUACCCCGUGCUACAAGGCUGUUCCUUCCAAGGAUGUGUUGCGAAAGGCCAAGAGUGCCUGCUACAACAAACUGAUGUAGACACUGACAGAGGUUUCUGUAGUGGUGUUUGUGUUUAAAAGAGAACAGAUCUUUUGAAUGUUUUUGUGACAGUUAUUCUAGUCAGUGUCACUUGUUCAGCAGAGAACUGUGAAUCUUUGUGAAAGAGUUUGUAGUACACUACAUGUACAUUGUAUAGUCAUUUAUUUCUUCAGCAAACUUUUCAUUUAUUUCUUCAGCAGA
Priapulus caudatus is the source of this 1054-nucleotide messenger RNA. RefSeq names its product histone H3. The record is from RefSeq and is a predicted model, not a curated record. Gene Ontology annotation, cellular component: nucleosome. The transcript has a single exon. Lineage: Eukaryota; Metazoa; Priapulida; Priapulimorpha; Priapulimorphida; Priapulidae. The coding region runs from base 43 to 453 and encodes 136 amino acids. Gene Ontology annotation, molecular function: protein heterodimerization activity; structural constituent of chromatin; DNA binding.